Solanum stenotomum is the source of this 1154-nucleotide messenger RNA. RefSeq names its product glutathione S-transferase T3. The record is from RefSeq and is a predicted model, not a curated record. Lineage: Eukaryota; Viridiplantae; Streptophyta; Magnoliopsida; Solanales; Solanaceae. Bases 28 to 969 code for a protein of 313 amino acids. The transcript has 2 exons.
CUCACAUUUCCAUAAAACAACUAAAAAAUGUCUCGAUCUUCUGGAUACUCUCUCAAUGAGGAUAAAUUAUUAUGUCAAAUCUAUGUAGACAUAUCUCAAGAUCCGAUCACCGGCAUAUGCCAAUCCUAUGAUCAGUUUUGGGUUCGAAUUGAACAAAGCUAUAAUAAUUUAAAGGAAGAAUCAUGGAUAUAUCGCAAUAAGAAAUCAUUGCAGUGUCGAAUAGCCUUAAUUGAGAAGGCAGUAAGAAAAUUAAGUGCAUGUAUUAGACAAAUAGAAAAUUUGCAUCCCAGUGGUGCUUCAGAUAUAGAUAUUAUUAAUCAAGCAAAAAUGCUACUUAUGCAAGAACCAACUUAUAAAAAAGGUUUCAAGUUUGAUCAUGUAUGGAAUCUAAUGAAAGAUUUUGAAAAGUUUAAGGAUAUCGACACCGGAAAGAAAAAAGUUCGAGGACAAGGCUCUACUUUGCAAUCAUCGGAGUCCGAGGCUCCUAGUCCUACAUCACCUAUAGUAUCAUCUCCUAACUUAUCAUCUUUUUCACUUAAUUUAAAUGAGAAUUUUUCAGAUCAUUACACUUCAUCUGAACGGCCUAUUGGGGUGAAGAAAUCAAAAUUAAAGAGAUCAAAAGAUGAAGGUCUUUCGUCAGCUAUGAAACUUUUUGAAACCGAAAAUAAUCGACUUGGAAAGAUGUUAUCAGAGUCUGCUACAUCCAAACAACAGGACGGCGAAAGGCUAGAUAGAUAUAUCAAAGCCAAGGAAUUUAGAGACGAAACUAAAAUUUUAAUGAAAAAUUUAGAAACUAUUAGUGAUCCAAAUGUUCGUGAAUACCUGCAUCGAGAACAACAACGAAUACUUGAAAAAAGAAAUCGACAAUCACAACCGCAAUCACAACCACAAUCGCAACAAUUCUCGGAAUCAUAUCCUAAUUUUUUUCCGAAUAGUGCUAUAUCUGAAAACGACCUACCGAAUUUCUAAAUUAUUGUUGUGAUCAAUUAAUUAUUAUGUUAUGUAUUGUAUGUUAUCUUGUAUUUAAAUUAUUAUGUUAUGUAUUAUAUUGUAUUGUUAUCUUGUAUUUAAAUUAUUAUGUUAUGUAUUGUAUUGUUAUCUUGUAUUUAAAUUAUCAUAUCAUGUAUUGUAUUUUUAAAUUAAAUUUUUUCAUC